AUGGUGAAAUUAGCAUUGUCGAUUACGAUAUUCGUAAAUCUGUACUUUGCAUAUUCGAGCCCUACCAAUUCUACUCAAUCAAGCUCCUCCUUACCAUUGCACAUCGAAACGGCUGCGGGAAACCAAGCCGCUCAGAUGUUACUCGAAGGAGAAGAUUAUCAAUUCAAAGGACGUCAUGAUCCUUCAGCUCAACGUGCAAGCACGACCUUAGCGAAACAUAGAACGACUCAUACACCUGAACCGAAUAAAAGAAAGUGGGGAAGACAAAUCUCAAAUCCUGACAGUAGCUACCAGAAACGCAAAGCUAAAGCUAUUCAAGCAACGAUGAAAGAGGGAGGUCAUGAUGAAAAAACCGCCGAAAAGAUCGUCUUGGCUAAAUGGUCAAAAGAACGAAGUCUUGCCUAUAUUUUAAAGCCUAACACAGGAAACAAGAAAGAUGCAAGCAUACCGCUGAAUGCUGAACCUAAAGUCUUUGCGAAAAAUAAAGCAGAUGUCUCUAUUUAUCAAAAACGACUCGGUAGAAAUAUAAGGUAUGGACUGAACAAAGAACAUGCAAUUCAAGAUGCGACUUACUACAUGAUUGACCGUCAUCAACGAGCUCGUAUAGCACAAAAGAAGUAUAGAGAUAAGAAGCGUUUGGAAGAGGAACGGCAAAAGGACGAUAAAUCAGCUCAAUGA
Molecule: messenger RNA, 678 nt
Organism: Meira miltonrushii
Lineage: Eukaryota; Fungi; Basidiomycota; Exobasidiomycetes; Exobasidiales; Brachybasidiaceae
Exons: 1
Coding region: 1-678 (225 amino acids)
Source: RefSeq, a predicted model, not a curated record